Messenger RNA from Micromonas pusilla CCMP1545, 606 nucleotides. RefSeq lists its product as uncharacterized. The record is from RefSeq and is a predicted model, not a curated record. The annotation marks the transcript as partial. Gene Ontology annotation, molecular function: protein serine/threonine phosphatase activity. Gene Ontology annotation, biological process: protein dephosphorylation. NCBI's taxonomy places the organism in Eukaryota, Viridiplantae, Chlorophyta, Mamiellophyceae, Mamiellales, Mamiellaceae. The transcript has 2 exons.
CUCCCGCACCCGGACAAGGUGGACAAAGGCGGCGAGGACGCGUGGUUCGCGAAGAUCGGCCCCGACGGCGGCGGCGCCAUGUACCUCGCCGACGGCGUCGGCGGGUUCAACGAGCAGGGCGUCGAUCCGGGGCUGUACGCGCGCAUCAUGCGCGAGGCGCAGGAGAACACGAAGCUCCCGGGCGCGAGCACGUGCGUCCUCGUCUCGUGCGACGGCACGAAGAUCCGCGCGGCGAACCUCGGCGACAGCGGCUUUCGCGUCAUCCGCGGCGGACGCGUCGUGCGCGCGUCGGACCCGCAGGAGCACUACUUCAACUGCCCGUACCAGCUCGCGUACGAGCCGCUGUCCGAGGACACGGACCUCGCGAGCGACGCGCUGACGUACGAGAUCGACGUCGUGCCGGGCGAUCUCGUCGUGCUGGGGUCGGACGGGUUAUUCGACAACGUCUUCGACGAAGAGAUCGCCGAGGUGGCGACGGCGGCGGCGUUCUCCGUCGCGGGCGCGGGCGCGCUGUCCGCCGCGCGCGCGUCCGCGGAGGCGCUCGCGCGGACCGCGCGAAAUCACGCGGAGGACCCGCUGUUUGAGUCGCCGUACGCGCUGGACGCG